AUGGCGGCUCCCAUGGAGCUGAGCUGCUGGGGAGGCGAUUGGGGGCUCCCGUCCCUGCACCCGGAGUCUCUAACCGUCAUGGCUUAUGCCAAAUUUUCUGGGGCUCCCCUGACAGUGAAUACUAUAGAGAACUCUUGGAGAGCUCCGAAAGGAGAUGUACCAGUCCUGAUAUCAGAAGACGUUGUUAUUUCUCAGCCAGCAAAAAUACUAAACUUCUUAAGAAAGCAGAAAUAUAAUGCUGAUUAUGAAUUGUCUGCAAAAGAAGGAGCUGAUACACUGGCAUAUAUUGCACUACUUGAAGAGAAACUGCUUCCUGCUUUGCUGCACACUUUCUGGGUUGAGGCUGAAAAUUACUGCAGUGUGACAAAGCCAUGGUUUGCCUCAAGGAUUGCCUUCCCACUGAGUUUGUAUCUGCCUGGAAAGAUGUCCAGGGAAGCGCUGAACAGGAUCUUGCUGACCAGGGGAGGGCCUCCGCUCUACAAUCUCACUGAAGUGGAAGCACAGAUAUACAGGGAUGCCAAGGAGUGCCUAAAUCUCCUGUCGAAGAGAUUGGGAACAUCUCAGUUUUUCUUUGGAGAUACGCCUACCACCUUGGAUGCCUUUGUGUUUGGUUUCCUUGCACCAGUUUAUAAAGUGUGCUUCCCCAGAGUACAAUUACAAGAGCAUUUGAAACAGCUUCCCAAUCUGUGUCGAUUCUGUGAUGAUAUUUUAACUUGCUACUUCAGGUUAACUGUCUCAGGCCAUUCUCCGGCUGGACAGGAUACAGCAGAUGCUAAUCUGCAGAAACUCACACAGCUUGUAAAUAAGGAAUCCAACUUGAUUGAAAAGAUGGACGACAACCUUCGUAAGAGUCCUCAGCAUCCCCCUCGAAAGCUAACAACGCUCAAGCUUGCUGCAGGUGGAGAAGCAAGCAGUCCAUUGAAUCGUUUGUCACCUUGACAGCUUUUGUUGCCCAUACACAUGCGUUUGCCUUCAACUCUUCUGAGCGCCACAGUAAAUUUUUUCACAUGAAUGUUGUUUUGCAAGGGAAGAAUCUGCUAAUGGGUACAAGUAGGGAAGAAACAGAGCUUAACGUGUCUCUUAUCUACCUGUUCUUUUAAGAAAUUGCAUAGUUCAGGCUGACCACACACUAAGCUGAGGCUAAAGUAACGAAGAGGCUUAUUCCUGCAGAUGUUAAAGUGAUUUUGUACAGCAUAUUUUUGCCUUUAGCCUAGCAGAAAUGUUGACCAAAGUUGAAAUUCCACUUAUGGAAUGUUCACCGAUAUUUUAUUUUGUGGCUUUUGAUUUUACUGUAAUCAUGUUACUAUAUGUGAGUGGGUAUACUCUUGUAUCUGUCUGAAAACUACAAAGUCCAGUUGCAAAAUUCGUGAAAAGACUGGGAACAAAAAUGAAAUGUUGCCCUUCAUGGCAGCCGAGAAAUGAAAAGCAAUGAGAGGAAGUUAAAUAUUUUUUAUUGCACUUUCAUGAACGCACUUGGGUCUUGCGUUUUAAGGCUGUUGGUAUUUUUGAAAACUUGCCAUGUUGUACUUAAAGGGGGUUGUUGAAAAGUGUGUGCGCUGUGGGGAGUACAAUGAUGUACAAUACUAACAUUUCACAGGUACCUGGUAUUAGUCCUGUGUGAAACAGGCUUAACCUGUGCACAGUGUAAUACCACAUGCUGCAAAACUGUUAAGUCAAAAUCACAGAGGACUGGUAGUGAGAUGGAGAGGUUUGAUUAGCUCCUGUAGGACAAGAGACUUGAAUAGCAAACAUACUGCGGCUCUGAAUUGAAAGGAACUGGUUAGGGCUUUAUAAGAAAGCUGAUGUAGGCUUUUAAAUUUGUCACAGAUGCCUUUGAAUUAGUUUUGUCUUAUUUUUUUUAUAAGCACUACAGUUCAGUCAAAAACUAAACUAAAAUACAUCCAAAUUUUUAUUGUUUGACAGUCUAGUUCGGAGUUCUCUGCAAACUGUAAUACAUUGCAGCGCAUAUUUCUUCUAUUUAAUUAAGGGACUUAUGUCUCAUUACGUUUUCUCUUGGCAGCAGCCUUGCCAGUUCUAGAGACCCAAGCAAUUCUGUUGUGAGAGAGAUGCUGUAAUUCUCUGCUGGCAAUGUACCAGCAAAUGCUUCAUGAGCGGGUGUAAAGAGAAUUAGUCAAGGAGAUUGACCAAAAUGGCAGUGCUUGGGAUACAGAAUUCUGAUGGCUGUAUGUAUGGGAUGACUCUUCUGUUUUUUUCCUUUUUCUGGCCAAAUCAAAAUAGUCUUUAGUCUUUCAGCUUCCCUUCAGCUACUAGUCGUGUUUGAGAUAUAGAGAUAAAUUAUUUCCUAUUUAUAAAGACAAGAGUGUAGAUUGUGUACAUACUGUACUUUCAGACUCAAUAUGUAAGGAAUGUAAUAUCUUUAACAUUUCUUAAUUAUAAUUGAAAUGUUGGGUUUCUAAUGAGCACUUUAAAAUAAUGUUUAAGCUUCAUGCUCUUGCUAGAGUAUUUGUUUCAGUGAUUUGAAAUUAAUCUAGCUCAUACUCAUGAUAAUUGUAUAAACUGACAGUCCACCACAUGUAAAAGUAAGCCAAACAUUUAGAAUUUUUACUGCCUGUGUCUUGACAAGGUUUAAAUGAGAUCAAGUCACAUGGCUUUUCAAAGUCUUUUAAUUUAUAAACAUGGCUAUGAAGAAUAUGCCUUAGUUUGUUGCUUUUGUGAAUAUGUACACUCAGUCUUUAAAAGCUCUUUGUAAAAAGGUCAUUGUUCCAAGAUUAAAAUUUUGGAUUUUUAGUGGAGUUUUGGUAGUGUUUUUUAUGAAAAUUGUAUCAGGUUUUUGAACAUUUUCCUUUUUCCUUGUGAAAAGGUUUAUCUUGUCUGUAAAAAAAAGAAAUAAAACCUGUUGAC
Gymnogyps californianus (California condor) is the source of this 2862-nucleotide messenger RNA. RefSeq names its product metaxin 3 (gene MTX3). Gene Ontology annotation, biological process: mitochondrion organization. Gene Ontology annotation, cellular component: SAM complex. The transcript is spliced from 9 exons. The record is from RefSeq and is a predicted model, not a curated record. The coding region runs from base 1 to 939 and encodes 312 amino acids. NCBI's taxonomy places the organism in Eukaryota, Metazoa, Chordata, Aves, Accipitriformes, Cathartidae.